Mollisia scopiformis is the source of this 2150-nucleotide messenger RNA. RefSeq lists its product as uncharacterized. The coding region runs from base 102 to 2009 and encodes 635 amino acids. Lineage: Eukaryota; Fungi; Ascomycota; Leotiomycetes; Helotiales; Mollisiaceae. The record is from RefSeq and is a predicted model, not a curated record. The transcript has 6 exons.
UCAAGUUCAAUGAUAAGUGUACAGAGCAUAGAUUACGACUCACAAGCGGAUCUAUUUGAUUUGAAGAUUGAGCCGGCAACGGCAAUCAAUUUACCGUUACAAUGGCGGUACCAGGCUACUCGCUCAACGACCUGAUCCAAGGAAUCAAUUUUGUGGUCGACGCUCUCUCCGCUCUAAAAGAGGACGGAGGCGCAUCAUCUGAAUAUCAGCAAACCAUUCAAGAGAUGAAUAGUCUCGAACAGAUACUGCGUAGCAUACAGAGGAUCACGCCGACAGAGACAAACACAUCAUACUUCCGCCUUAUCCACACCCAAGCGAGUGAGCUGGAGGCGACCAUCAGAUGUUUUGUGAGCAGCACCGAAAAGUAUAAUGAAGCUCUUGGACAUAGAUCGAAACGGAGAGAUGGAGUACUGCGGAAGCUUCAGUGGCAUUUCGUCGAAUCAUCUACGGUGAAAGCCUUAAAAUCAAAGCUGUCGUUCCAUCUUCAAAUUAUCGAUAUGCUCUGGCAACUUUUACAAUUUGAUUACUUGGCUACAUAUGAAGUCUCGAGGAAAGUCGACCAUGAUAUGCUGUCAAGCAACUCAACGCAACUAUUGUCAAUCUGCAAUAAAAUCCACACCUCACAGAUUAGCAGCAAUUCAUUGCUUCACAAUCAAAAUGCGACAGCGGCCCUUACAUCGGCCACGUUCAUCGAAAAGCUUGACGAGCAAAUCAGGCUAUCCAAGGACAUAUUAAACGCGCUAGCAGGACUGGAGAAUACCUCAGUGGAGGUUUCAAAAGCAGAUCGAUCUCGGUGUAAUCUUGAUACCGAGACCAACCCAACGGCCUCUUUCCAUGUCAAUCAAACUAGGAUAUCCUUGGAACAUCUUGGAGUCAUCGCCAACAAAUCCUUCCUGGAGCUGUGCAAUAUUCUUGACAUGCAGGUCGAAUUGCGAAACGAAAUCAAGUGCCUUGCGGAAAAGGUCGAGAGUCUUGCGGAAAAGGUUGAGUGUAAUGAAGAGCGUGGUACCUCGCUGAGAGCCAUGUCGAGUAACUUGAUGAACCAAGCGGGUUUAUUAGGUCAAGAAAUCUUCAGAAGACUUUACAGGAUGACUUGCAACGUCACGAAAAAUACGUGCCAUCAGGUGGGGCUCUUAUCAGCAAUGAACCCUCUCAAUGCAAUAGGAGUUGUCAAUCCUUGGUCAACUGCGCUGUUCAUAAACUUGAAGCUAGCAAUUCCUCGAUCUCCGUUCAGCAUAUCUAGGGCCGAUAGCAUUCACUUUCUUGACGCCACAGGCACCUCACGCUUGCUUCCUUACAUUGAUUUUCAACAUUAUAGAACUUUCGUCACCAUGUUGGAGGAAACUUAUAGAAAUACUCCUACAGGGCGCUACGUUUUCCGACGAAGAUACUACUUGGUUGGAACUGGAUCAAAAGACGGAGAAAUUAUCACCAAAGAUACUUGGAGCAAUCACGUCCACCCAGGAAUUGGAAUCGCCAUGAACAUCAUCCUAUCGCAUGCCAAAUUUAAUAGGGCAGAAUGCCCAAAGUGUAAGAGCGUCAAGACUCACAUAGAAGAUGAGGGUCCCUACGGCUGCACUUCGUGUGGAUUGAUAGUCUAUUCAAGAAAUGCCGAAAGCCGACCAAAACGAGAUCUCUGCGAAGACCAGUCAAGCAACCUUCACUCAAGUCAACAAAAGAGACCUCUGAAGUACCACAGAUUCUACCAAGACCUAGCCGUUCUAGGCUUCGGCCCUGAUAGAUAUGAAGAUGAGAUGCUUGAAGAGAGGGACAUUAAAUACUUCAAGCGUCUGAGCAUACGAUUCGCAAGUGAUGAACACAAGCCCAACCUAGAGCAGGCAUAUCUAACAACGCGCUUGCUUUACAUUGCAAGUGGGCUGCCUGCAAAGCAAAUGGCUUUGGAAAUGUGUGGAACUUGGAGCUUCAUAUCUACGACAAACACACUUCAAUCAAUACCAGCAAUCCGUCAUGUCGAUGGAUGGACUGUACGAGCAAGAAAGUUUCAAUAACAGAUGCAUAUGCAUUACGGAUACAUCUUCAGAGCCACUUAUAUCCGGCCUUUGGUGAGAAGAACCGCAGAGAUACAACGAAGACAAAUUCCGAAAAUCGAGUGCGAGGAUUGCUUAGGAGUGCCGGGUUGUACUACCCAU